Penicillium olsonii is the source of this 2124-nucleotide messenger RNA. The record is from the annotation of a GenBank genome assembly. Lineage: Eukaryota; Fungi; Ascomycota; Eurotiomycetes; Eurotiales; Aspergillaceae.
AUGGACUCCCCGCGUCGGUCGCGGAACCGCGCUGCGUGUCGGAGAUGUCAGAGACGGAAGAUCCGCUGCGACGGGGAUCUGCCCCGCUGCGCGUCGUGCAGAAAGGCCAAUGUCGACUGCGUGACUGAUGGCAAGCAGGAGGUCAGUCGGACCUAUAUCGCAAAUCUCCAAAAAAGAGUGCAAUGGUUGGAGGCUUUGAUCCAGGAGCAGGACAAAAGUAUCCGUCUCGAGGAUGGCCCGCAAGUCGACUUGUCAGAUACAUCACUCCUUGAACCCACAGAGGGCGGAACACAGCUUGAGCCGGCCACGUCGGAAGACAACCGAGCCCAGCGGUCACACACACCUCACGUCGAUAACGAACAAACAGUGCAUGCAGACCAGCAACCCCGGACACAAUCAAGACCGGCUCACGAAAUCGGCCUUGUCUCUCUUCCCUCCGGAGGUGAGCCCAGAUACAUCGGUCCCUCGAGUGGAUAUUUUCUAGCAAACCUCGUUUUUUCCAACGCGGGCCGGCGCGCAGCAUCAUCCCGGGAGAAUGUCCAAGGCAGUGGUGAAGGCCCGAUUCGGCCUAUGUCUCUGUCCUCGGAUUUCUUCAACACCCCGGCUCAACUUCCUACCCGCAAAGAGGACGCAAUGGAACUCACCUCAAAGUUCUUCAUGUCAGUGCAUUUGAUGUACCCAUUCCUGCACGAGCCCUCCCACUUGACCAGACUGGAGAGGAUGUACUCUUCAACCAACCACGACCCCGUUGAUGCCUUUCACGUCUACAUGGUACUCGCCAUAUCGGCUUCGGACCUCGCACGCAGAUUCCGACUUCCUCUCCCGGCGGAGGGGUACUAUACGGCAGCGGCAGCGCACUUCGAACUUGCAUGUGCGGAGGGGUCUCUCCAGGGACUCCAAAGUCUAUUACUACUGAUGGUCUACGGCCUUCACAAUCCAUCCUGCGAUAUUAAUGUGUGGAGCGUGAAUUAUCAAUGCCUGAGUGCGUUAAUUGACCUGGGUCUGCAACGGGAUGUUCGCACAUCUCCGGCAUUCCCUAUAUCAUAUCUGGAGCAGGAAAUGAGGACGCGCAUCUUUUGGGUUGUAUACAGCUUCGAUCGCACACUAGGAACGAUGAUGGGCCGACCGAUCGGAAUAAGAGAUGAAGCAUGUGAACUGCGGCUUCCCUCCGAUGCAUCUGACAAUGAUCUUCUUGGGCCAACACCCACGAGUGAAGCCAUCAACACGCCAACAUCGCACAUGACAUUUUCAAUCCAUUUCUUCAAAUUGGCACAAAUCAAUUCUGAGAUCAAAUAUGUCAUGCACAGUAUCUGUAGAGAUACGCCACGAUAUGCCUACCCUCCUGUGGCAGACAUUCACUUAUGGCAAAAAGAAAUGAUUGAUCGUUUACACUCAUGGCUUGCAGAAAUACCUAUGGCACCUUCGAGCGACUCAAUUGUGAAGAUUUGCGAGUGCAAGUAUCACGAAAUGAUGAUCUUGAUCCUCCGACCGAGUCCCGGCAUCCCAGAUCCUUCAGAGGAAAUGCUCGGUCAAUGCUUCCAGCAUGCCGUGUAUCUUCUUCGUGAAUUCGGGGGGCUUUACCGCCAAGAAGCUCUCUUAUACAGCCGACUUGUAGUGCACUCAAUCUUUUUGAGUACCCUCAUCAUGCUCCAUUGCCUAUGGAGACUCCCCCGGGUCGCCUCCGAGGUGCAAAUAGACGAAGUGGUGGCGGACACGAGCAUCAGCCUCAACAUCCUGAGCAGCAUAGGAGAGUACUGGACCGAAGCCAAACGAGCCAGAGACUGCAUCCACGAGUUAUCCGGUGCCACUGUUCAAAGACUUCUCAAAGUGAGGAGUUUGGAAUCUGCGAAUCCGACGAGACCCAGAGUUAAUCAACUGAGCUCCGGUUCUGGGAGAGCUUCAAGGUCCCACGCUACAACGCAGGCUGUGGAACUCCUUCCUACACCCCAGGCUGAUACUGGACUCGACGGUGUGCCGGAUAACCCCUUUAUGGAUGAGUUUGAUCCCGCCCUUGAUUCUAUGAGCUGGCUGAAUGAUACUAUGCCAGGGGGCUUUAUGGACUUCGGAGGCGCUCCUGACUUUGAUACUUUGAUGUGGGAAGUUUUCAAUUCCAACUCGCGCUAA